Dovyalis caffra is the source of this 588-nucleotide messenger RNA. Lineage: Eukaryota; Viridiplantae; Streptophyta; Magnoliopsida; Malpighiales; Salicaceae. The record is from the annotation of a GenBank genome assembly.
AUGGAGAAAGUGAAGAUUACAAGUCUUAGAGGAUGGGCUAAAAUGUUAGGCGCAGUUAUCUGCAUUACUGGUUCGCUGGUUUUCACCUUCUGGAAAGGAGGAUAUCUGUUCCAAAGUAUUGAGAGCAGGCCAUUGAUAAACAUUAAUAGCACCAAAGGUUCUGCUGGUGAGUACAGGCAUGGUAAAGAAAACUGGAUCAAGGGUUCUGCACUUAUUCUUACAAGCAAUAUUGCAGGGAGUGCGUCGCUAAUUCUCCAGGGAGUAGUGAUCGCAGCAUUAGUCUACUACCUGCAAACAUGGUGUAUUAGUCACAACGGACCAGUUUUCGCAGCAAUGUUUACUCCACUACAAGUUGUCUUCGUCGGAAUAUUCUCAGCAAUUGCUUUUGCAGAAAGAAUUCAUUUGGGAAGCAUGAUAGGAACAGGUCUUAUUGUUCUUGGCCUUUAUUGUGUACUGUGGGGCAAAAGGCAGGACGAAAAUGCUGCUAAGCAGCCUGAUGAAGGAAAAGGCAUCGGCGAUAAUAGAACAUUGGAGAUUUCUAUGGAUGACUACGCGUUAGCGAAUCCUGACCCAAGCGAAAGGAAGUGA